Erythranthe guttata (spotted monkey flower) is the source of this 628-nucleotide messenger RNA. Its product is annotated as VQ motif-containing protein. NCBI's taxonomy places the organism in Eukaryota, Viridiplantae, Streptophyta, Magnoliopsida, Lamiales, Phrymaceae. The record is from RefSeq and is a predicted model, not a curated record. Gene Ontology annotation, cellular component: nucleus.
AAACAUCUCCCACUUCUUCUCCUUUCAAACCAUCACACCAACUCUGCAUCAAAUAUAUAUAUUUCCCCAUCUCUCAAAUAUUUUGUCCAUUUGACAAAUGGAAGAUUUGAUGAUGGAAGAAAACCAAAUUAUUUACUCGAAAAAAAACACGACAACACACGCGAUGAACAAGAACUCACAAACGAUAUCGAAAUCGAAGCCGAAGAUUCGUAUAAUCCACAUAUUCGCGCCGGAGAUCAUCAAAACGGACGCUGCGAACUUCAGGGAGCUCGUGCAGAGGCUCACCGGAAAGCCGCCGCCGGAGGACGAAGAUCGGAACAUUCGGGGCGGCCAGAAAAAGACGACGACGACGACCGUGAGGAAGAAAGAGACGAGAAUAUUUGCGUCGUCGAACAAGAAAAUGGAGAAUAUGGCUAUGAUGAGGGCUGGGUUUGAUCAUCACCAUGCAGAGUUUAGAGAGAGGAUAAAGGGGGAGGAGGAGAUUUGGAGCGGUGCGAACUCCGGCGGCGGUUUCUUGGGCGGUUUCGCGGCGGAGUUUGAUGGUUUCAUGCAGGAGCUAAACCAGUUUCCGUUCUUGGAAGGUACAGCAGCUCAGGUGGAUGUUUACGGAGAACCACAACUUGCUUAA